This is a messenger RNA of Fusarium sp. VM40, 843 nucleotides long. Lineage: Eukaryota; Fungi; Ascomycota; Sordariomycetes; Hypocreales; Nectriaceae. The record is from the annotation of a GenBank genome assembly.
AUGACUUCUCAACCUUCAUCUUCACAACCACUUCAUCCUCCCCUCCAUCUCACCAUCCGCUUCUCAAUAUCUCAACCAGAUGUCGAGCUUGACAUCUCAUCGCCCCGGACAACCACUGUUCUUGCCCUCAAGCAUAUUCUACGCACUCGAUUAAGGUCGCGUAGCCGACUGCGUCUCAUUCAUCAGGGUCGUCUGCUUCCGGAUGCUUCAGCACUGAGCGCUGUUCUCAAGCCACAUCCCCCACCACCGCGUGACAAUGAUGAUCCCAAGGGGAAAGGCAAAGCUGUUGAGGGCGCAAACAUCUCGCGGGUCUAUGUGAAUUGCUCUAUCGGAGAUGAGUUAACAAGCGAGGAGUUGGAGAAGGAAGAAGAAGAGGCGUCUGAACCGCCCAAAGAUGUGGUCGGCAAUGGUUCCCAGCCUGCAUCAUCCACAAGACCGCGCCCAAGAGGGUUUGAUCGAUUGUUACAGUCCGGGUUCACAUCUUCUGAGGUCGCAACACUCAGAACACAGUUUACCUCCAUACACACAGCACGCUAUACGCCAGACGCUUUACCCUCACCUGAUACAUUGCGUAACAUGGAAGAUGCAUGGAUUGAUAAUAACGCCGAUGGCAUCCCAUCCGGGUCCAAUCCUUUGGAGGACGAAAACGCAGGCAUGGCAUCUGUGUUGGACACCUUGUUCAAGGCCAUGAUGGUCGGCUUCUUCUUUCCCCUGGGAAGUCUGACUUGGCUGAUGCGCCAGGAGGGGAUCUGGAAUCAGCGAUGGCAGAUUUUUGUCGGGUUUGGUGCUGUCUUCAGCCUCUGUGUUGGCUUUAUCAUGGAAUUAUCGGGAGACAGGCCUUAG